GUAGGUUAACAGUACUGGAGAAGUGCUUGGCAGAGGAAGAGAGAGAGAGAGAAAGAGAGGAGGAGGAGGAGAAAGAAGGGAUUUUUUUUUAAAGGGGGGGAAGUGUGGAGAGAGAAAGAUCAGAAGGAAGAAACGACAAGUCUAUUAUUUACUAAUAAAAGCCAACUGCCAAGAAGAGGAGACGGGGCGGUUGCAAAACAAGGAGCCAAGAGGAGAGAUCCCAAACUGGACACUUUUAGGAUCUCUCCGUAUCCUAUAGCGAUUUCUUCUGUCUUUUCUCCUUGUCCCUGAGGAGUGGCGGCCCCGAAUUUUUCAUGCGAUUCCCAGAAGAGAAAUAAAAGAAGUCCAGUGAAAAUGAGGGCACAAAUUGAAGUUAUCCCCUGCAAGAUAUGUGGAGACAAAUCUUCCGGGAUCCACUAUGGCGUGAUUACCUGCGAAGGUUGCAAAGGUUUCUUCCGCCGGAGCCAACAGAAUAACGCCACCUACUCCUGUUCGCGACAGCGCAACUGUCUUAUCGACCGGACGAACAGAAACCGGUGCCAGCACUGCCGCCUGCAGAAAUGUUUGGCACUGGGCAUGUCCCGUGACGCGGUCAAGUUUGGCCGCAUGUCGAAGAAGCAACGGGACAGCCUCUACGCCGAGGUCCAGAAGCACCAGCAGAGCCAGGAGCAAGGCGGUGGGGGCACCAAGGAAGAGGUGGACACCCUAUCGAGGGUCUACACCACUAGUGUCAGCAGUGGGUUCUCCGACCUGGAUGACAUCUCCGUGCUCUCGGACGGGUUCCUCUUCGACUUCCCCUUGACCCCCGAUGGGAACAGCACCUAUUAUAACUUGGACCUCCUCACCUCUGCCCAGCCGUCGCCCGACCAGUCCAGCCUGGAUCUGAGCGAUGCCAAGCUCAUCAAACAAGAAUCCAUCUACGAGAUCAUGCUGGAGGCGCCGGCCCUCUUCCCGCACGGCCCCCUGGACAAUAACCAGUUAGCCACGGACAUUUCGGCGAUGGAAAUCGAGCGUCUUGCACAGAACGUGGUCAAAUCGCACAUAGAGACUUCACAGUAUACCAGCGAAGAGUUGAAGAGGUUAAUCUGGACUCUCUACUCUCAGGAAGAGAUCAGGAACCUGCAGAGCAAGAGCUGCGAGGACAUGUGGCAGGAGUGCGCCAUCCAGAUCUCCAACGCCAUACAGUACAUUGUGGAGUUCGCCAAGCGGAUUGAAGGCUUCAUGGAGCUGUCCCAGAAUGACCAGAUCAUCCUCCUCAAAGCAGGUUGUCUGGAGGUUCUUCUCAUCCGGAUGGUCCGGGCUUUUAAUCCAUUGAAUAACACAAUACUCUUUGGCGGGAAGUACGGCGGAAUGCAGAUGUUCAAAUCCCUCGGUUGUGAUGAUCUUGUCAACUCCGUCUUCGAGCUGGGGAGGAAUCUUUGUCGGCUCCAACUCUCGGAUGAAGAAGUGGCGCUUUUCACCGCUGCGGUUCUGCUCUCCCCAGAUCGCCCCUGGCUGUCAGAGUCCAAGAAAGUGCAAAAACUUCAAGACAAGAUUUACCUGGCUCUCCAGCAUGAGAUCCAGAAGCAAAACGCCAGCGAAGACAGACUUUCCAAGAUCGUCUCUAAGCUUCCCUUAAUGAAGUCCAUCUGCAACCUCCACUUGGACAAGUUGGAAUUUUUCCGCCUGGUCCACCCGGAGACGGCCAAGAACUUCCCGCCCCUUUACAAAGAGGUUUUCAACACCGAGCUCCAUUACAGUAACCCCCGGGAGAGCUAAGCCAGCGCCCUUGGCGGCCCCCUCCCCCGGAUUUUCCAGAACAGACUCAGUCUUGUGUGAAGGCGGUGGAUGAGCAACGGAAUGUGUGUGUGUCUGUGUGCGGGUGUCAAAUAUGGAGGGAAAAAGUCCCACCCACCCUUGGAGGUUUGUUUUAAAGUGUAAGACUUUCCCUCGCCCGGCUCGCCGACUGAAUGUAAAUGCACCUUUGGAGGAUCAGCAGAGAGAGAGAGAAAUAGACUUUUCCUAUACCGGCAAGAUGAAUGUGAAAUUCUGUUCGGUAGAAAAGAAAACUCCCACGAGUAAGCACCGUUGCAUCUCUUUUUUGAUUUGUCACUGGGGCAUGUGCUUUUUUGCCUUCCCGCACCCAUGAUGUGUGGGCCUGGCAUUUCACGGGACGUACCGUCAUCGGACAUCCGCACGCCACACGCUGUUUCUACUGGCCUUGUUUGGGACGUUUGUACAGUAGAUUCUUGUCGCUGUCGUGUGCAUGGUUUGCUUUGUUCCCUCCCACCCAGUGAGCACAACACAACGCUGGAGGCACAAAAGGCAAAGGAAAACCAGGAAGGGCCCGCGUCGUUCAACUUAAGGGGGGGGCGUUGUCUGAACCCAAGUCACAAAGCUCUGCCUGUCCAGCUAGCAGGCCAGGAUGGAAGAGGAGUGAACUGUGGGUGGGAGGGAAACCUUUGGAUUUUAUUUUAUUUUGUAAUUAGCAUUCUAAGUUAUCUGGAGAUCAAAGCUGGGGGGCAGGACCCUCCGAUGGAGUGGGGCUAGAGAGCUGGUCCCUGACGCGAGAUCGCCAACAUGUUCCUGGUGAAUAAUGCUGCUAAAUGGGGGUUGAGAAAUGCAUUCCUCCGGGGUUGAGGAUGGUGGAUCACAUCUCCCAUCAUCCCUGGCUAGGCUGACUGUGGCUGAUGCGCAUGGGAGUCCAGCCAUGUCUGGUAGAAGGGAGGGGAGGGGUCGAGGUCUCUACGGCCUUGCUCUGUACUGUGGGUUUCAUGAUCCCACGAGAACAGAGCGAAAGUCUGGCAGACGUCCUCACCAUCCGCGUGAGGUCAGAUCUUUGCUAGGCCAACCCAAAGGGGCAAGCUUUCAAAACCUUAUCAUACAGAUUCUCAUGUCAUGUUACAGUGGCACAGACGUUUUGUACAGAGUUGGGGGGGGGCUUUUCAUGGGUCUGUUUCCCCCCCCAUCCCCGUGAGCUCCGGUCUCACUUCAAAUGUUCUUCAAGCUUUCUGUGGGAUCUCUGAUUCGAGGUUUUCACAACAUAGGGCCUAUGGGAUGCUGGUUUUGUAGGGAAGAGCAACACAGUGGUCCUACAAGUUACGGGGCUGUGGGUGAGGUGAUUGAAAUCCCCUGCCAGGUUUGUAGGAGAGAAUAGUGGGAUCCACCCACACCUCCCACACACAAGGUUGACUCUCCAAUAUUGUUGAUUGAAAUUAGACUCAUCCGUUGUGUUUCUGUGUCACGAUAAACCCUGGUUUACAUGUUCAUUGCUUCACCCACAGACUGCCUAGCAAAUCACCAACAAAGCCAUUUUUCUCUGGGGUCCCUGUUCAUCAUUUCUCUUUCAGGAUGGGUGGCUCGAGGAACAAGCCAAAGUUCUGGGUUCUUAACAUCAUGGCAAGCCACGAUUCUGACAAGCCAUAAUUCAUUACAAAACAAACAUGGCUUCUCAUUGUUUGUUUGUUUGCCAUAAUGAGAAGCCAUGUUUGUUUUGUAGGGAGGGAUUGAGACUCAGUGAACAAAACAGGCUACGACAAACCGCAACUUGGUUUAUGGUUCUGCGCAAACCAUACCUUUACUCUUCGGACGAAAACCCGGAGUAAACUGAUGACUUCUGCAGACGACUUCAUCUGAUUUCCCAGAGUGAGGGAGGAACUAGUCUCUGUUUAUUUAUGGUACCUGACAGGCGCCCACUCUCCUGUAUCUGUACGCUGCACUUUAACCAUCCGACAUUUCCAGCGGAUUUCAAAUUUGUCCUAGCUUUAAAAAAAAAGAAAAAAGGAAGAAAAGCACCCAUGAAUUGCAUUGGACAAUCUCUCUUGACAUACAAAUAAUAAUAAUUGUGUAAAUAUUGCAAAAGUAAUAUUUUGUUCUGCUUUGCUUAAAAGAUACAGACUCUAAAUUUUUGGAUUUAAAAAUGCUUGCAUAUAGUACAUGGCCAGUAGCAGGGAUGGGAAGGGUUUGCGGUUAUUUGGACUACAUAUCCCAUCUCUGGCUAGUAUCAUGGGUCCCUGUGUUAAUUUAUGUUGAAGGCAACUUCCUCUGAUAAACUUAUUUGUGCACUUUGGUGUUUUUUUGUUUUGUUUUUUUGCAAUCAGAAUCUCCCAGAGAGACGAAUUUCUAAGAAAUCGAAUAUACUGUACACUUUCAUAACUUAAACUACUGUAUUGACAUAACAUUUGCUGUUGAGUUAUUCACACACUAGGGUUAAAUGGAAAUGUAUUCCAUGGAAAUUGUAUGUUUGCUGAGACAUGCUGGGCAGGAAAAAAAAAGAGACACCCCACCCACUUUAAUAUUUGAACUGUGAUAAAACAUUAUUCCUUCCAAGGUAAAAAAAUCUUCAAAACGGUCACGUCUACAUGAUCUGUGUGUGAAGAACUCUUGUUGUUGAUUAAUCGCCAAAUAAGAGAAAGCUAAUCAGCAGCUUGUGGAGCUUUGAAACCUCGUCAAAGAAGAAUCAGAUGUUCUUUAGUUCCCAAGCCAGCUCAGCCUCUAACUGCAAAGCGAUGGUUUACUCCAAAACACAGAGUCACAAAAUACAGAGUAAAAUAAAAUAAAACAAUGCAUAUGCUCACUCUACAGUAGCACAUGCUCUCCUGUACACCAUGAAUGGAGAAAGCCGUGGCCAAAAAUGAACCAGUGUUUAACAGCCAGCUUUUUGCAGACCAUAUCUGCCCUUGGGGUUUUCAAGAAUCUGAGAGCUAGAAAUUUGAAUUUCUGAGCAAUACAGUGGAAGGAAAAGAGGUUUUUCAUAUACAUUCAUCUAUAAAUGGAGCCUAGCACAGAAACUCUGCAUUCUUACAGAUUUGAGGUUUGUUUGUUUGUUUGUUUGUUUUUAGCAAACAAAUUAAACCUAAGUUUCCAGUCCUUGGGGUUUCCAAAAAUAGACUGGAAAAUAUUUUGGAAUGAAAGAUAGAAGAAAAGGGACCAGACAUGUAUCUUUCCAAGUGAUACAUCUUAUCUCGUGGUGAGAUUUUGUUUUUGUAAAAAACAUGAAAACCAAACAGAGAAGGGUCAUUUCCUCUCCCCCCCCCCACGUGAUACAUAGCUCAGUUAUAAACAUGGAAAUAUAUAUAUAUAUAUAUCCUUUUUGUUUGAAAUGGAAGUUUAGAUGAGAAUUUAUCACCUCUAGAACCCUCGCACUGUGUAUGAAAAGGAAAAAAAAUUGGUUAAUAUAUUUAAUCUUGUGAAUGUUGGCGGAAAAGAGAAGACACUAAAACAAUCACAACCUGUUCCUUUUUCCUUACUUGUUUUGUUUUCUAAUGCUUCAUGUUUGAAAGAGAGAAGAAAAGAUAAUUGGAACUGUUUGAUGAACACGCUACACACAAACACACACACUUGUUAAGGUAUGGACAGGUGUUCUUGAAAAGAAACUUUAGAUUUAGCAUAAAGAACUGCUUCUGUUUGCAUUGAAUGUCUUGUUCUGUAAAACUGUAAUUUCUAUUUUUAUAAAGAAAUUGGGAAAAGGAAAAAAAAAAGAGGAAGUCCUUAAGUUUCCUUCCUAAUAAAGGAGCGAUUCUGCGUAGGAACCAGCAAGAAAUAUAUAGGGCACUUGUUUAUUUAAAGGGUAGUGGGUGGGGUGGGUUUUCGUCCCCCUCAUUAAACUUCAAAAUAAUAUAAUGUAUUUUAAAAAAAACAAAGCCAAGACUUCUGAAUAAGAUGUAUUCUAUGGAAAGGUAACUAAUUGUAUAAUUGCACAGGAACUUUAUGGG
Messenger RNA from Pogona vitticeps (central bearded dragon), 5693 nucleotides. Its product is annotated as nuclear receptor ROR-beta. NCBI's taxonomy places the organism in Eukaryota, Metazoa, Chordata, Lepidosauria, Squamata, Agamidae. Gene Ontology annotation, cellular component: nucleus. Gene Ontology annotation, molecular function: zinc ion binding; RNA polymerase II cis-regulatory region sequence-specific DNA binding; nuclear receptor activity. Gene Ontology annotation, biological process: regulation of transcription by RNA polymerase II. The record is from RefSeq and is a predicted model, not a curated record.